AUGCCUAACUUUAAAAAGGCUCAAAUGGCUAAAGAAGCUACUAAAAGGGCUCUUACCAAGAAUAUUGACUCAUUUGAACCGGAUUCUACUACUAUUACAUCCAAAUUGAUCUCCAUUUCAACCUCAAAUUCAGAUUCGUCGCGAAAUUCAUCACCAAAUUUAAAUUCAACCAUGAAGCAACCAAAUUUAGACAAUUCUCGCCUCGAUCCGUCCAACCCAACCCCAAAUUUAGAUCCUAAUCUCAAUUCUCAUACUUCAGCUCAAUUGGCUAAGCAAGUCACUGUCAAUAAACUUGGCAAAAACUUGGACAAUUUACUCCCCAAGAUACAGGAUAAAGAUGAGAGUCAGGAUCAACCUCAACCUUCUAAGAGUGCAGAGUUGGAUUCGACACCCCGUGAAAACGGGAAUAUCACCGGACCAGAAUCACGCGACCCGAAAAAUCACGUGACACAAGAUGAUUUCAACUAUCUGAGUCAGCGAUUGACCAAGAUGCCUGGUUCUUGGAUUGGACAACGGGGCGCCGCUCAAUUCGAAGAUGAAGAUGCUCAAUUCAAUGAUCCGAAUGGUUCGCGGUACCACGAGAUUGUUGAUUCGUUGAACAAUUCACCGUCGGUGGAUUUACAGCGGGAGAUGACAUUUGAGAGUCUUGAGGGUGAGUUAGAGUCUACUUCCGACACAGUUAGCGGAGCCGCCGAUGGUGCCGGGUCACGUCACAGUUCUUUGGGUGCUCCGAUACGAAAGUCUGUGGUGAUGUCGAAGGUUCCUGAUUUGCCGAAAGAGGCGGAGAGCGGGGAGACUUUUAAGCGCGCUCUUGAGAGCAUGUUGAGUGCGGGCGGAGGCGGGGGAAUCGCGGGGGCGGAGGGAACUGCUGCUGCCGCUGCCGCCGCCGCCGUAUCUACCUCUUCUCCGCGUUCAUCCUCGUCUUCCUCAUCUUCUCUUUCAUUUUCCAUCCCCGCCACCGCCACCGCGGCGGUGUCCGGUUCUCCGACGCAACUAAAUUUUGACUCCGAAAGAAGGACCUCCUCGUCGGCGUUCACCAUAGUGGACACUCCCGACGUGGACGCGGACGCGGACGUAGACGCCGAUGAUGACAAGCGGUUCACCAACCCGCUGUUUAAACAUCAAAGCGGGGCAUCAAGUAUUUAUUCAGAGGCGGUAAACAAAAGCCGAGUAUCUGUUCCGCUUGCUUCGAUUCCUGAAGGAAAUGCCGACGGCGGCAAAGUUGUUCGGAGUAAAGAGAUGCCGCCGAUUGGUGACGCCGCCCAGAGUUUCAAUUCUGGCCCCGCCAGCCACCCGAAGACCCAUGUGAUCUCCGUCUCUUCAAGCAUUUACUCCGCCCUACCGCGUGGAAGCCGCAUAGCCAACACAGGCGUUGCCGCAAACUCCGACAUGUCGGAAUCUUCAGGUCAGCUCGCGAGUGUCUCUGCGGGAUUUGCCGCCUCCGCGUCUGCUACCGCUGCCGCUGCCGCCGCCGCCGCAUCUCCUGGUUCAGUGCAGCGGAUCAUGGCAUCGUUUUCGUCGGCACCGAACGCGUCUUCAAUCGCGUCCAAGUCCGCCAUCGAUUCACUUCUCUCCGCCGACGCGGGCUCCGUCCUGAUGAGCGACACCGACACCACCGACACGUUGACACCCGACAUGUUUGAUCCCGAUGAUGCCUCCGCCCUCUUUGUCGCCGCAACUUAUCCCUUCAACGCUUCCACGUUGGACUCCGACAACGAUGCCGCCAUCUGCCUCUCCUUCGGUCAGAACGACAUCGCCUUCACCUACAACCUCGAUGAGUCGGGAUGGGGAGAAGUGAUUCUAGUCGACUCUCUACAGCGCGGAUGGGUUCCGAUGAACUAUUUCAAGUCCGCCGUGGAGGACUCUUUGGCGGAGUCGGAGGGACGCACACAUAAUGAGAAGCUGGCAUCAUCCCGCCUGCCGCUCCGCGUGCUUUUCCGAAACGCGGGAAAAUUCCUUCUCAACCCACAAAGUAAACCGUUCUAUCUAAGCGGCCACUUGCGGGGCUACGUUUUCGACGUUGAGUGCUUCAACGGAAUCACCGACGGUGUGCGGAAACUUCUCAUCGAUACCGAUUGUAUCUCGCGUAGCAACACCAUCGUCCAGCGGAAACCAAUCGUUAGGCGGAGGCGGAAGAAACUGCUCCGCUCGUGGUCGGACCUCAUGGCCAAAGCCAAGAAAUAUAUGCACACGAUGGACCCGAGUAAAAUCGAGUAUCUCCAACUGCUCACAUUCGAUGUUUUGAAGCGGGCCGCCGCGUUUUUGGAAGUGUGGGGAGCGGAGACCGCGGACUUGGAUCUGGACAAUACCGAAGAGCAGCGGCACCGCCAGGAAUUGUCCACAUUUACAUUUGAUUUGAUUUAUUUGGAGCGGCCGCCGCUUGUCGGCUACCGCGCCAAUGAGAUCUACGAUCAGUUGGUGUCGGGGUUGAGUAUGAUUUCGGGCCGUAUCGAUCUGGUCGAGCACAACGUCCAGGGCUGUCGGGUAUUGGAGACUGUAGUUGGCCAGAUCAACUUGAUGGUCAAUGAGGAGGUGUUUGUUAUGAAGUGGAUCAAGGCCAAGUUGACCGAUGCUGCGGACGCGGACGCCAACGGGGCCACCGCCGAUGGGGCCUCCGCCGAUGGGGCCACCGCGGACGCCGACACCACAGACAUUACCGCCGCAUUCACCUCCGCUCUGACCUCUUCCGAAACACCUAUUGGCGCCUCGUUACAGGGCCGCUUUGCUGGAGUGGUGGCCCGCCUUCGCGCUCUUGAUUCUAACGCUUCUAAACUCGAGCAGGUUGUCGACGAGUUGAACUCGUUUGUCCGCGUUAUGAUUGACGUGGCCACGCGGCGGAAGAUUCAGAACAAUCUACCGGAGAGGGCCAACAGCAAUAUAUCCCGCGGCGGCUCCAUUACGCAGGCCUCCGCCAGGGCCUCCGCCAGGGCCUCCGCCAAAGGUGCCUCCGCAAUUGCACUCUCCAAAGGACUCUACUUCUAUUCGCGGGAAGGCGGAGCCAUCGUUAUCAAUGCCUGUAAGAUGAUCGGUAUUGCUUCUACAUCUCACCGCAUUCUCAAGUCGCUUCUUUCGACUAUGGCGACGGCGGAACUACACUUACCGGCCUUUAGAAAGUAUCCAAACUAUGUCAAGAUGGGAAUCUCACCGGCGGACUUUGUGCAGCGGUGUUCGGUUGGUCUUAUGGGAGACAAGGGAGUUCGCCGCCAGGUGUCCGAGUAUCGUAAGCGGAGCACCGCCACGCCGCGGGUGUCUAAACGGUUCUCCGUGUUUAGAGCGGGCAACAGCGGUGACAUGCAGAUUAGUGAUGACGGCUUGGACUUUUUGGCGGGCAUCUCAUCCAAGGAAAAUACGCCGUUCAUUAACGAGGGCGGAGAAUUUGAGGAGUUGGUCGGAGUUGGCGGCAAGAGCGGUGCUGGUGGUGAAAGCGGAGUCGAAGUUGGAGUCGUUGAUUCCGCCGAUGCCGACUCGGACCUCUCGUACAACUCCGAAGCAGACAUUCUCCGCGCGGAAGACGGAAAGCUUCUGGGCGCUUCUUUCCGUGCCUUGGUGGCUCUUCUGACCGACGAGUCACAUCCGCCAAGCUACUUCUUCACAUCAACGUUCUUCCUCACGUUCCGCAUCUUUGCCAACGGAUCGAUGCUUCUCGAGGAAUUGAUCCGCCGCUUCGAUGUCCGCGACAUGUGGCAGAGUGCCGCCAAAGAAAACUCCGCCUCGGCGGGAUUUUCCUCCCAGGCUUCGCGCAUAAAGGCCCGCCGCCGACUCGUGUGUAAGGCCUUCCAGCUCUGGCUCGAGUCGUAUUGGAAACCGCGGUCCGACUACGCUCUCUUGGCUCCGCUCAUCAACUUCUUUAACGAAGGAGUGAAGCCGAAAAUGCCAGUCGAGGGCUACCAACUUCUUGUGGUGGCCUCCAGGUUGGUCGGACAGCCGCCCGUGGAAACGAUGAGAGACAAGUUGAACUACAGUAACAACAUCGAUAGCGAUUCGCAGCUUCUUCCGCGAAAGAUCUCCCCGAAGUUGCACAAGAAGCAGAUUCUGCGGAUCUCACAGCUUCACGAUCUCAAUGGGGGAGCCCUCAUGUCUGAGCUCGAUGCGUACAACUCGUUUAUGGAUGAUAUCGAUAGUUACGGGCUCAAGGAGGUGAAGGAGGCGGAGGCGGAGGAGGGGGAAAGCGGGGUUACCGUCCCCGCUGGCGGGGCUACUGCCGACGGGGCCACCGCCGACGGGGCCACCGCCGCGGCCGCGGCUCCGAAGAGCGGAGGUGUUUCGUUCAGGAAGUCUCUCAACUUAGGAAUGCACCUCGAAUUGUCGGACGGAACCAGUAGCUCCGUUCUCCUCACCAGCCAACAGAUGGAGUUAAUGAAGACUGUAGUUAUUUCGUAUAGACGUAUGUUGGGGGACCACUGGACGGGAGACGCGGAGGAGUCGGGCAAGUCCCCUGACACAUUUUCGUUCACUCCACUGGACACCUCGUCCCUGAUUGAAUCGUGGUGGAGAACGUCACAGGAGUCCUGGAAGUGCCUCAACCAGUCGCUCAUUUUACUCAACUUUAAUGGCUUAGAAUUGGCCAAACAGCUCACUCUUAUAGAGUCUAAGAUGUUCUGUUGUGUCAAAGUGAGUGAGCUCUUGAACCAGAACUUCACUACUAAGAAGCUCCACCUUAAUUUGUCGCCCAACAUCCAACGCUCGGUGCUCUUCACCAACCUUUUGAGUGAAUAUGUGAUCGAAAGUGUCCUUCAACCAGACAUUGAGAUGAAGAGAAGAGCACACUACUUCAAGUGCUGGCUUAAGGUGGCUAUUUCAUGUCUCUAUCUCCGAAACUUUAACUCUUUGGCAUCAAUAAUGACGUCGCUACAAAGCUUCCUCAUUACACGUGUUCAGUCCAUUUGGGAAGGGCUCAGCGACAAAUAUAGGGACUUGUUCCAUUAUUUGGCGUCGAUAAUCCACCCAGAAAAGAACUAUAAUGUCUAUCGAGACAAGUUGAGAGACUUUCUCCAGUCGAAUUUGGAAGACGACUUGGAAAUCCCGAUCGUUCCGUAUCUUUCGUUGUUUUUACAAGACCUUACUUUUGUAGUUGAUGGGAAUGGUAACUUCCGGAACAAUUCCAAGUCAUUUUUGAACGAAAAGUUGAUUAAUAUCGACAAAUUCUUCAAGAUUACACAGAUUAUUGCGGAUAUUCAGACUCUUCAGGUUCCUUAUACUGAUACUGGAGAACUGGGAGCCAUUUAUAAUAGUGUAGAUACUGAGCAGAUGCGUUCACAGGCCAUUCGAAACCUUGAAAAAGAGAUUCCAAUGGAUGACGAUGUGAAUUUUGCUGAUAUGUUUGAUAUCUCUGGAGUUCCAUGUUUACAGGAGAUGAUUUUCUUGGAGAUUUGGAAGGUUAAGCAGAACAAUGCUAGAGAAGAGGAUCGGGCAUGGAAGUUGAGUUGUACUGUUCAACCUCGAGAUCAGGGUUCUGAUAAGGGUAGUAUUGGGACUGUUACUGAUGAGACGUUGACGAGCGUGGCGAACAUAGCUCAGGAACGUAGCUCAGCGAACGUAGUGAGCUGA
Molecule: messenger RNA, 5547 nt
Organism: Brettanomyces nanus
Lineage: Eukaryota; Fungi; Ascomycota; Pichiomycetes; Pichiales; Pichiaceae
Exons: 2
Coding region: 1-5547 (1848 amino acids)
Biological process (GO): positive regulation of GTPase activity; Ras protein signal transduction
Cellular component (GO): plasma membrane
Molecular function (GO): guanyl-nucleotide exchange factor activity; protein binding
Source: RefSeq, a predicted model, not a curated record